This is a messenger RNA of Mus pahari (shrew mouse), 1092 nucleotides long. It is a transcript of the gene Mageb16, whose product is annotated as MAGE family member B16. The transcript has a single exon. The coding region runs from base 1 to 1092 and encodes 363 amino acids. Gene Ontology annotation, biological process: negative regulation of transcription by RNA polymerase II. Gene Ontology annotation, cellular component: nucleus. The record is from RefSeq and is a predicted model, not a curated record. NCBI's taxonomy places the organism in Eukaryota, Metazoa, Chordata, Mammalia, Rodentia, Muridae.
AUGUCUCAGUCUUCAGAAGAAUGUGCAGCUGACCAAGGCCAGACCUGUGAAGAGACCCAGAAACUACAGGUUGCAGCAGCCUCCGUCAAUGUUGAGGAGCCAUGUUCCUCAUCUCAUCUUAUGGCUACUAGUCUGAAGGACCAGACCAGUGAGGAGACCCAAGUCUCCAAGGAUGUGGAGGAACCAUGUUCCUCUUCUCAACUUCUUAUGGCUAGCAACCAGGAUGAUCCUGAAGAUGAGACACCCAGUACUUCUAGGGGUCUUCAGCAUCCCUCUGACUCUUCAAGCGAGUCUGCUGAGGAUCUUGGUAAUCAAGAAGUGCAGAGUAACCCAGUCAUUCCACCAGAUCAGUCAGAUAGCACAGAUUUACCUGUGAUGACUAUAGAUGGGAAAGUUGAUUUCUUGGUGAAUUACAUGCUGUACAAGUAUCAGGUGAAAGAGAUGAUGAGUAUGCAUGAUAUAAUGACACUCAUUGUCAAAGAAGAUAAAGAUCAUUUUCAUGAUAUCCUCAUGAGAGCUUCUGAGCGCAUGGAGAUGGUCUUUGGGCUGGAUGUGAAGGAAGUAGAUCCUGUCAACCAUUGCUAUGCUCUCUUUAUCAAAUUAGGUCUCACCUAUGAUGGGAUGCGCAAUGAUGAGUACAGCUUUCCUAAAACUGGUCUCCUGAUACUCAUCCUGGGUGUAGUAUUCAUGAAAGGCGACAGUGCCACUGAAGAGGAGAUUUGGGAAGUAUUGAAUCCAAUGGGAAUCUAUGCUGGGAUGACACAUUUCAUGUUUGGUGACCCUAGAGAGCUGAUAACUGAUGAGUUUGUGAGGGAGCAAUACCUGGCAUACCAGCCAAUAGCCAAUAGUGAUCCCAUACAGUAUGAAUAUGUGUGGGGACUACGGGCUAAAGCUGAAACUAGUAAGAUGAGAGUGUUAGAAUUUGUAGCUAAGGUUCAUGGGUCAGACCCUACUGCGUUCCCUUCUCAGUAUGAAGAGGCACUGAUAGAAGAAGAAGAGAGAACCUUUACCAUGCUGUUAGAGCACGGUGGCCUGAGUUCUACUUCUUGUGAAAGUUCUAGUGACACAAGCAGCAACUUCUCUCAUGUCUAG